AUUGCAGGAAAAUUGACCUUGAUUGUAGGACCUGUUGGCUCUGGCAAGUCUUCACUACUUUCAGCAUUCUUGGGAGAGAUGGCUCAGAUUUCAGGAAAUAUGUUUAAAGCCAGGUCUGCAUCUAUAUUUUGUAUCAAUUUCUUUACUUUUCCAAUUUUAAAACAAUCUAGUGUUCUAUUUUUCCAUUGGUCAAUGGAUUUAAAUUACUUUUUCUUUUUUAAUUAUAUAAGAAUUAUUUGAACUGUGAAUUUUUAAUAAAAAUAUAUUAUUAGAGAGAGAAUUGUAUUUAAUAAUUUGCUCCCCCUGUGAAUUUCUUAUAGUAAGAGAUAUUAAUAUCUCUCAAAUGUCUAAGCUGAUUUAAGUACACAUUUUAAAAAGCAUAAUUAUCUUCUAUUUUACAGGAAUAUGAGUGUUGCUUAUGUCUCUCAGAGACCCUGGCUGCUCAAUGCAUCACUUAAAGACAAUAUACUCUUUGGAAAGCCUUUUGUAUGGAGAAAGUAAGUGAUUUUAUCAAAUACAUUCUUAUGUUGGUGAUCUAAUGGGGUAAAAAUACAAGGCGUGAUGUAGUUAUUUAUUUUCAGUAAAGGAAUUAAUUUUAUUUGUUAUGUGAUGGCUUUUUUUUACACUAGAGAAAUUCUACAGAUGUCUUGUGUUAAAAUUGUUCCAAUUGUAAAUGUUUUCUUGGUCAAAAUAUGUACUUAUGUGUGUGCUGAAAAUGAAUAUAUACAAUUUAAUAAAAAUAUUUCCAUUGAUUUGGAUUUUUUUAAAAAUCUUAUUUUAUCUUACAUAAAGGUUAUGUACCGAGAUGAUUCUGACUAUUGUGCUCUAAGUUUUUUUGGACUAAAUACUCAACAAUUUUUCUUUAUUAUGUAUUUAAUGUAUUUCAGAUACAAGAAAGUUAUAUCUUCUUGUGCUUUGCUGCCUGAUAUAGAACAGUUGCCUGCAGCAGAUAGCACAGAAAUUGGUGAAAAGGUACUAUCUUAAAAUCAAUUUAGCUAAAAUAUCAAUAUUUGUGCUGAAUUCUAUCUACCAUCGUUUCCCAAUUAAUUUCUUUGUCACUGAAGUCAAGUUAAAUCAAAAGUAAAUCCAGAAGAUUUACAAUAAAAGUACGUUAUAUUAAAAAGAGGGUUGGACUGAGAUAAAGCUUUUCAAUAGAUUAAGAAGCCUCGAAAAAUUUGUUUCAGUAAAACAAUAUUUGUUAAGCUUUUAUUAUGGUUAGACAAAAUACAAAUUUAAACGUUUCAGCUAUGUCUUCGUCAGUACAAUAAAAAGCUUUAAUGUAAUUAUAAAUCAAAUUAGCAUAGUAUAUCCGACUUAAAAAAUUAAAGAAAAGAACAGAAUAAGUCCCCAAUGAAAACAAAGAUCAGAAGAUUGGAAAAAAGAAAAUACAUAAAUUAAUCUACUUCAUAUUAAAAAUUGACCUAGGAUUUUCUGUUGUUGAAUACUACUUACCUACAUUUGUCAAGGAUUUAUAAAUGCAAGUUGCUGUGUGUCUUCACUAAUACUUUUUUUUCCCCUGUAGGGAGUAAACUUAAGUGGAGGGCAGAAACAGAGAGUCACAAUAGCCAGGGCUUUAUACUCUGAGGCGGACAUAGUUAUUUUGGUAAGUUUUAACUGGACUUUUCAAAAUUUGCAUGUUGAAAACAGGACAAAGAUAUGCAACCACAAAAAUGUUUUAUUCCUCCCUCCCUAACGAAAUCAACAAAAAUCUGUUGUGUAAAAAAAAUUAUAAUAAUAAUAAUAAAGAGAGAUAUUUUCUUUGUCUUUUUAAAGUUAUGCCUAUGUUCAAAUAAAAUAUUGGACCCCUCUGCUUUUCCAAAAAAGAACAACAAAUUUUUUAUAUUUACUUUAGUAAAUUUGUAGCUUGAGUAUUUCUGUUUGAGGAUGAUCUUAUUGAGUAUUUCUGUGUUUGUACGUUUGUAGGAUGAUCCCUUCUCAGCUUUAGACAGCCAUGUGGGAAAACAUGUGAUGGAGGAAGCUAUAUUGAAGAGACUUGUCAAACGUAGUCGCACAGUCAUACUUGUGACUCACCAUAUACAAUACUUAACUUAUGCUCAUCAGGUACAUUGUUUGAUAGUAGAUAUUUUAAGACUGGCAUUACAUAGGAACUGGAUUCGCUAUGACAAUAUUCAAACGUUAUAUUCUGAUGUAAAAUGGCUACAUAUUGCAAAUAACUGUUUUAUUGCCAGAAAUGUUCUAUCUUUCUAUUAAUUUUGAUAUGUCAGUUUUUUAUUGUAAAUAUAAUAAUAAUAAUAAUAAAGUUUAUUUGAAAAUCACGCUUCAUCCCCAAAUGCUCGAAGUGCGGUACAUAGUCUAGUAUAUUAAAAGAGAAAUGAAACAAUCUAUAAUAUACCACAUUGAAAUACAAAAUGCAACAUUGCAAAAACUAUAUACGAGAAUACCCACUCUUUCACUUGCAACCAUAAACAACACAGGCCAACACACAUCCACAAGAUAAUAGCUACAUAGACAUCAUCAUCCCUGCAGGUGUUUGCGAAAUAGAUAUGUCUUAAAAUCAGUUUUGAAAGAGUAUAGUGACUGGCUGUUUCUGAGAACGACAGGAAGGAUGUUCCAAAUUGUUGGGCCAGCAAAUGCGAAAGUACGCCCUCGUAAGUCUCAAGGCGAACACAUGGUAUGGAGAGUUUGCCACUAUCAGAAGAGCGGAGUUGUCUAAAGGGUACAUAAGGCUUCAGCAGCUCUUUGAGAUAGGACGGUGCCAGGUCAUGCAAGCAGCAGUAGCACAGAGUUGCAAUUUUGUACUCUAUGCGAGCGCGGACCGGCAGCCAAUGCAACUCUCUCAGAAGUGUUUUAGCAUGGUCAAAUUUGCGUUUCCGAAGGACAAUGCGAGCUGCAAAAGUCAACACAAUUAUAUCUCUGCUAUUAGUUAUUUAUUUUAAAAAUGUGUCUACAAAUAUAUCCAACAGGUUAUUGUAAUGGCUAAUGGUCAUGUACACUAUCAAGGCAAAGUAGGAGAGGUGAAAAAAUUUGACCCUGACCUUUAUGAGGUCUGGAGGAAAGCUAUUAGGGAAGCUAAAGCAGCAGAACUCAGGUAAAUCAACUCAGUAUUAAAUGCUGAUAGCUCUGUUCAGUUAAAUACAAUUUUUAAAUAACUUACAUUUUAAAAAAGAAAACUUUAUUGUUUGAAAAUAUGAUUAUAUAUGUAUCUAUAACAAAGUUAAUAUGUAACUAGGUCUAUUUAAGCUAUUUAAUACAUCAUUUUUAUAAUUAAAAUUCAGUCAGAAAUUUGAAUGUGGUGACUUUCUUCACCUGGAGAGAAAACACAGUGGAGGGAGUCAGGUUAGUCAUGAAACUAUGCCGCGCCCUUCUUCUUCCCAGGUUGGUCUAUUUUUUUUUCUCUUUGGUUUUCAUCUGGCUUCUUGUACAGCACUUGGUGGUGACCUGCAGUUUCUGUCUUACAUGUCGUCACACGGUGAGCUGGACACGCUUUUCAUAUGAGACGAAGAUUUGUUUCGUGAUCCACACCAUUUCCUGAAUGGAACACGCCAUUUCCUUUAAUUGGCCAAUGAAGAUUUUCUCUAAACUGGAGUGUAAUAAAAUUUUAGAUCCUUGAUUCAGUGACUUGUGAUGGUAUUAUCUGACCAAACCACAAGGUUGAAAUAGUUUCUGUAAGGCAUCUCACUGUAGUAUUGUUUUCAUCAUUUAUGUUGUUUUGCCUGAGGCUUGUUGGCAAAAGCAUUGAUACUUUCCCAUGGUGUUACAGUGUUCACGGUAAUCAGUAUUGUGCAAAUAACUUGGAUGAGAUUUAACUUUCGGUGUCCUUAAAUCAAUCAAGAUUUUUAACAAAUAUAUUGGAUUUAUGUAUUUUUUAGUUAAGAUUUUAAUUAAAUUUAAAAAAAAAACAAAAAAAAAACGUUUAUUUUAAAUGCAUUCAAAUUUUUAAAAAAUUUUGUAUUCACAAAUGAUAAUUUCCUUUUUUUGUGUGUUAUUUUACUUUUAAAAAAAUGUAUUUUAUUUAAAAGGAAUAAUCAAGGGAAUUAUAAAAUAGUUCCCAUGUGAAAUUUGUGAAAUGUAAGAGUGGCCUAACUUUUAUCACUGUCAAGUUACUGCUGAUAUGACUUUGAGAAUUUCUUUUUAAUAGGCUGUUUUUUCUAACAAUUGAUAAGAUUAUUUUCAUCACACAAGUCUCUUUAUACUUGUAUGUCUAUAAUACUGGCCUGUUUCUAUAUCAUUAUAGAUUAUUAAUAUUUCUUUAAUUUAUUAAUAAUUACAACAAACAAAAAAAUAAUAAAAUCCCAAAACGAUCUGAUAAGGCAGUUUAAUGAUUACAAAAUCCUAAUUUGUACACCUCCUUUUACUCUUGAUCUCAUCUUGGUUAAAUUCCUAGACUGCUCCACCUGCCUCUUUUGUCGUAUCAUGUAAAAAAAAAAUUUUAAAAAACGUUAAGGUAUCGACCUAUAAACCAGAGUGGGCUGUGCUCUAAGACAUGUCAUUUCCUUCCAUAGUUACUUAGACGCCAAGUAAGUAUUGCUCCAUGCAGAAAGCCUUCUCCUCUCCUUUGAUCAGAUUGUUGUGUGUAAACACUGUUGUGCCAAGCCCUCCCCCCCCCCCCCCCCCCCCCCCCNCCCACCUUCUUACUAUCGGCAACGUUAAAAUAAAUAGCCUGCAUAAUUUAAAUCCCAUGCAUUGUUAACAAAUCCCCAAAUCACAUUAAUUUCACUGAGCCAACUUUGAAAAGCCGCAAACUGGUUUUUUAUCCACCAAAAAAGAACAAAAUGAAACUUUGGAUAAGCCAUUAAUAACGCAUGGAUAAACACUGUUGACAUUAAAGGAAUAACUGAUGGGAUUGUUGCACAAAGGAAACAAAAAAAAUUAAUUGAUUUCAAUACGUUUUUAAACCCACACCUUAUCCCACCUUACUAUAGGAUCCUAAUAUACCUGCACAUUCCUUAACUCACUACAACGCCAGCAUGUGAGCAGAAACAUGCACCCAUCAAUGAACUAGACACAACACGAGGGAGAAAAGCUCCUUUCUUUUAUAUCUGAACUAAUGUCUUACAUUCAACGGUAGCAGUCACUGGCAGCGCAUGCACAUACUAGUGCAUUUGUGUGACCCACUCUACAAAAAUUAUAACGCAGCACUGAGUCUAGUAUUCAUGAAAGACCUGGGCUAUUUUUACAUGAUAUUGUGAUUGUUUUCAACAGUUUUAAAAAAAAUUAUGAUAGGUCAUGAAUGCGUGUUGUCAUCUCUAUACCUGGGGCUGUUGUGGCACUUCAUGACUAGUUAUGCAUUUGGAAUGAUUAUUUAGCUGCCCAUAAACAUGUAUAUAAAAAAAUUAGGACUAGAAAUAUGAAUAUAUUGAAAGAAAGAGUUAGUUUUAGAUCCGAAAUAGUUCAGUUUAUUGCAUGAAGUAAAAACAUUUUUGUUCAUACAUUUUGUUCUCAGAAAGAAAAUUGCUUUGUAAUAUUUGAAUUUCAUUUAAGUUUUACUUUGCAACUGUUGCCCUUUCAAGACAAAAAAAUUUGAGUGAACUGAAUUCUUUUUUUUUAAAUGAUGAGUUUUCCUAAGUAAAUUAUGUCUCAUUAUGUUUAAAGAGCAUUGGGUCUCAUAACUUCUUCAAGAAGAUCCAUUGCACCGAUGUCCCUUCUCUAAAUUGAAUUAAAUAAGAAGCAAUGUCACUCUUGAAGAUUAGAGACCACUGUUUUGAAAAUUUUGGGAAAUCUCAAUACCAACAACAAAAUUCUAACACUAAUUUUUUUUGUUACAUUUUUACCUAUUGUUACUAAUACUAUUUCAAUUAUUUUCCCUGUCAGUCACAACUGAGUGUGCCAGGUAUGCCAGGGGGAUUCCCAGGCGGUCGUAAGAUGUCUGCCAUGUCUGUCAUGACCGAGGCCAGUAAUGAGGAUGCUGGAGAUUUAAGUCCUCAUGACGAUGAUGAUGUAGAUGGCACUGGUGCCAAGGGUACAUCAGGUUAGUGUUUAGUCAUAAAGUCAGGCUCAUUUAAAGCAACAGAUUAUAAAGUUUCAUUUAUAAUCGUACGGAAUAUCUAAAUACAUAAAAAAAUUGGCAGACAGUUUUAAACAAAUAUUCAGACGUCUAUAUGAUGAAAAAGAAAAGGAAAGAGUAAAAAAAUUGUUUUUAUCAUACAGCCUGACUAAUGGGGGAAAAUAAUAUCUAUUGGCCGGACAGUAUCUGAAAUUCAGAUAUUCUUUUUUGUGGAUUUUAAUGUACCAUAUGUCCCAUCUGAUUUUCUAUAACAGUAAAUAAUAGGAGUUUCAUUUAAAAUUGAAAGAGCUCAUGAAAAGCUUUUUCAUUCAAUGUAAUUUUAAGAGACAAUACACAGUACAUAGCAGAUUUUGACUUUGACAGAAAUGUGUCAGUUAGAUGUACAUAGUAACUUUUUGUGAUUCUUCACAUGAUCAGCAGAUCAGCUGGAGGAGAAAGGCAAGUUGAUAAAGCAAGAGUUCAGGGAGACAGGUGCCGUCAAUGUUUGGGUGUACCUUAGGUAUCUCCGGUCCUGCUCUGUUACACUGUGUCUGCUCUCCCUCCUUUUGCAGGUGAAUAUUUUUUUCUAGCUUACAUGUUAUGUUGUUGAAGGAAUAGAUUUCCAAGGUUUCUGUAAAGUGAUGGAUGCAGGGCCAAAUACAUUUCAAAGUGUUAUUUGUAUUUGUAUACUUGCCAUAUUUGAGAUAGAAAUGCAAUGAAUAUACUGUAACUUGAGUGCAAUCAAUUAUUCAUUGACAAUGUUAAUUAUCAUUUAUUUCUGUCAGUUAUUGGGAGAAGCUUAUGUGAGAACUAAUAAGUCCCUGAUAUGGCUUAGAGAAUUUAUUGAAUGGCUGUUUUGUUUCACUAGUGAAAUAACUUAAUGUCUUUGUUCCAAUUGUUUUAUUUAUGUGCUGAAAAUGUACAAUGAAAUAAAAAACCAUAUCCAUUUGUUUGGAUCAAUAAAAGAAUCUUAUCUUAUCUUAUUUUGGGUCAAUUGGAAAGGACUUUUGAAGUCCUUUUCUCUACCUCUAGCUUUUGUGAACCGGCCGGCAAGUGUGAGAUAACAGAACAAGUAACAUCCCCAGAUUUGGUCUCAUAAAUUUCCCAUACUAAGUUCUUUCAAAGUGAACCUUCAUUUCUAGUUACCCUUCAUCAUAAGAGCUCUUUGUCAUUAUCUUUGAUUUUUCUUCACAUUCAAAUGGUAUCUUUUAUCUUAUGACCUUAUGAAACAAAAAAAAAAUGUUAAGUAAAUUUUAUUUAUUUCAGCUAACUUAUGUUAUUUAACAGAAGCAGCCAAUCACAGGAAUGGAUUUUCUAUAGUUAACAUUUUUAACCGAACAAACUAAAAUUAAAUAAUAAUUUUUUUAGUAAGCCUUCGCCACCCUGCAUUUUUUUCAUCUUCUUAGAUAUCAAAAUACAUCUACAGAAAGAUACCUAAAAUAUAAUUUUAGAAAUUUUACAUGUUACUUAAAGAAAAGAUAAAUAACCUAACUCUAUCUUAUAAUGUCAAACUGUUACAGCUUUCAUACCAUUCUCUGAUUGUGGCAUCUAAUUUCUGGCUCUCACUGUGGGCCAGUGACUCGAGUGUGUAUGCUAGAAAUUUGUCACGCUUUCUGGCCAUCUCAGGCAAUGUCACAGAGGAUUUCCAGGUACAAUUUUUAAAAUCAUAUAUCAUGUUUUACCUCAGUUUCAGAUAUCCUUUUAAAAAUAACUAAAGUGAUACCAUGUUCUCUCGUACCCGUAGUUCCACUUUUCCUAAAAAAAAUUAAUAAUUAAUUUCAUAUUUUAGCACAACUUCACUUUUCCUGUCAAAUCAAAACAAAUAUAUAAUUGAUAUUGCAGUAUCACUAUUGAACUUGUACAAAGCCUAGAAUUUCUCUCAUUGCUUCCUUAUUCCUUAUGAAUGAUGUCAGUUUCUAAAACUAUUUUUAAAAAAUUUGUGUUAAGCCAAUUGGAACUGAGCAUUUAUGAAUGCAUACUAUUUUGUCACUAAGAUCAAGUCAAGUAUGAUUUUAUAGAUGAAUUUGUGAAUUUGUUGUCGGUCAGCUAAUAAAGCACCAUACUAUUUUGCCUGCUCUUACUAGAUAAUUUUUAAAUACAUUCAUUAAGAAAAAUCUCAAAACUCAUGAGAAGUCGUCAAUGAGUUAUGAAUUGUGAAAGUUGAUCAGACUUCCAUGGAUACCUUUUUUACGAAUAGUUUUCAUUGUGUCUUUAAUUGCCAGUUUGACAAUUCACCCUACCUCAUGACUUUCAUCUACCUGUCCAUUGGGUCUGUGCUGGCCACACUCAUUGGAUGUCUGCUCAUUUAUCACACUGGCUAUGUGGGCUCCAAGAAUCUCUUCAUCAACAUGCUGGUCACGGUCAUUCAUUUUCCCAUGAGGUGAGUUGACUUGGGCUCAGAAGUGGACUGAAGUGCCCAGCGGCCCAGGACAAAAAUCUUAAAGUUGAAAUUUAAUAUGCAAGUUUUAUUGUAAUGUAGAAGUGGCCCAGGCACCCCAACCAAUAGCAAUGACCCUGACGGCUAAACCGAGAUUUUCCCCAGUAUCUUGGGGACUCAUUCCAUCAAUGCUUAGGCUAGAACAGCCUAGAGCAGUAUCAAAUAACUAGAUAGAGGCAUUAUAUUUUCAAUCAGAUUUUCUUACAGACAAGCAUAAACCAAGUGUUGUCUACAAGGGAAACUAGCUCUGAUUUAAUUGAAGUUUCCCAUCUUUGAAACGUAAGCAAGUCCUCCUGCCAUUCUUAAAAAUAGCUUCAUUUAUAAUUUGAAUAGUGCAUUGCUGGUGUUGCAUGUAGAAUACUCACCUGCUGAGCAAAUGACCCAUUUUUGAUUCCCUUAAGAAUAAACCUCCUUUAAAAUAUACUUUUAUUUGGUUUGUUAAGUCUGCCAUUCUUAAAAUGUAUUGUAUAAAACUAGAUCAUGCCUUGAAUGAAAUAGUAAACAAUAGAAAAUUAUACAUUGUAAAAAUAUAUUACUCUUUAUCCAUCAUUUUGACAAGUGUCUUCAUGCUAUUGAUAUAGUUUGGAAAUUUUCCAUGACUCAAUAUUAAAAUCAUUGUUCUUACUACAGAUUCUUUGAUACUAAUCCUAGUGGCAGAGUGCUCAACAGGUUCUCUGGGGAUGUCAUAGCUAUUGAUCAAGUAAGUGUACAACUCUACGACAGCACAAAUCACAUGAAACAAAUAAACAUUAUACUUAAACAACAAUUUAUUUUAAUAAAUAUUUUUAAUGUAUCCCAAAAAACAAAAUGUUUUAUUUGAGUGAAAGCUAUGCAUAAUAUCAGUGCUAUUUACUACUAAUCAACUAAGGCUAAUCAAAAGAGGAGGGACGGAUUUUGAUAAAGCUUAAGUACAUUGUGUGUUUACCAGUAUUUUGAUGCGACAAAAAAAUUAUAAUGUAUGAUUCGUAAAAAUGCCUCCUCCUCCAGACAAAAAUAUCUUAUAUCUACUAAAAAGUUAAACUAAACCAUGAUAAUAUAAUAUAAAAUAAUUUUAGUGAAAAAUAAAAUUUGACUUAUGCAAACUUAAAAGAUGGCCACUAGGCAAAACAUCAUGUGCAUUUUGAGUGCCAACAUUUGUAAAUUUUAGUAAUAUUGCUCUAUCGAUUUUCCAUUUUUCAGCGACUUGGAGGUCAUGUAGAAAACCUACUUCGCUGUACAUUUUUCACCAUCUCUGCCAUCAUUGUUAAUGCAGUUACCUCACCUUAUUUUCUGUUUGCUGCUGUGCCCUUCUUUAUCCUGUACUAUUGUUUGCAACGAUUUUUCCGCUCAACGGCAAGGUCAGAUGUUCCCUAUGUUGUUUGUUACUUGUACUGAUAUUUUGUAUUUAAUCAAAAUAUGAAUGCUUUCAAACAUAAAAAUGUUGAUGAAUGUCUGGUUUAAAUCAUAAGACAAUCAUGUCUGUGUGUGAGGAUGGCAGUAAGGGAGGAUAGUUGUAUUGUUUAAACUGUCCAUGCAUGAAGUGACAACUGUCAUAACAAUCAUCAAACACAAUGUUGGAUUUUUUUGCUGUUAAGUUGCAUCUGAACAUGAAAUUUCACCAAAAAAAAAAAAUUCAAUAUGGUUUACAAAUUUAAUGUGAACAAAAGUUUAAAAUGUAUAAGCAUUUUUCAAUCAGGGUUUCUAGAAAUCCUAAUCAGGGUUUCUAGGCAUGAAAUCACUCUUCAAGAAUGAAAUAGAAAAAUUUCGAAGAGGAAAAAGAUAUUUAAAAAACGUAAAAAAAAUACUUUCUAACUAAUGCGAGUUUAAAACACUAAAAAGUAGAAAUUUUUUAAAAACUUCCUUAAAUUGCAUAAUGCAAAUAAAUAUUUUCAGAAGUGUACAUUAGCACUCUUUGUAGUCAAAGGAUUUGAAUUGAAUGCAGAGGAAACUUAAAUGUUUUUAAAAAAAUAAUUUUUUGCAAAUAUUUUCCAGACAAAUAUUUUCUGUUGCAUAAUGCAAUUUAAGAAAUCUUAAAAUAAAUUUCUACUAUACGGUGUUUUAAACUCAUCUUUGAUAGAAAGUCUUUUUUUAAAAAGCUUUAAAAAAUAUCUUGUAUUUGUGUCUUUUAAGUAUUAAAAAUUUUAAUUUGUAUAUCAUUGAUAAAAAAAGAAGAAUUAUUUCCUUUUUUUUAAAGAAAGACCCAAAAUUCCAAAAAUUUCCUUUGACCUGCUAUACACAUCUCCCAUUUUUUUUCUCCCGCCUUUGACUGAACGAAACAGAUGCUGAUUACAGGUGACAAUGACACAGUGAGCGAGUUCGCUCAGUCACGUGCUUAAAAAAAAAAAAAUUAGGCUUGACACACAAGAUGAAAAUGCUUGUAGAGAAAAAAGUCUUUUAAAAAAAAAGCUUUCAUUAUAAAAAUCAAACAUUUUAAUGUGUUUUUUUUUGCUGAGAUAUCAUUUCAAAUGUUUUGUUAGAGUAAAAAGGUUGAGAAAUGCUUGGCUAUAUUUUAAAAAUAAUUCAUUUGACACAUCUUUUUUUAAAAUUUUUAACUUCACAUAAUGAAUUAUUUUCUAUCUUUUACACAGUGAUUCACUUGUACAGGGAAUAAUCAUUUUCAUUAUAAACUUAAUAUUAUUUCAGAGAACUACAAAGGUUAGACAGUGUCACCAAGUCACCUAUUUAUUCUCACUUCUCAGAAACUUUAAGUGGACUUACAGUAAUACGUGCUUUUGGGUAAGAUUGUUUGAUGUUUAAGUUUUAUAAAAUUUAGAGCUCUUUUUAUUGACUUUAAUUCUAUUUGACAUGAAAUUUAUCAGAUCUUUUUUUGAUGUCGUUUUUUAUUAACCUACCCAAAUUUUAGAAAGUUGAAAUUUUCAGGCAAUGGCAUCUUGUCAAACGUUUUUAACUUUCUUAGUUUAGCACCUUGAUUUACCGAUUGCUGAGAUCUUUAAAAAACUUUGUUUUUACUUUACAUCAUAUGAUAAUUAUAUUGCGCUAUUUUAGGACAGUGAAACUAAGCAUAUAGCCAGAAUGCUGUCUCUUUUUAAUAAUUGUGAGAUUCAACAUAUGACUACUAUGAAAAUGCAUGGAAUCCUAUAUAUGUUUUUCCAACCCUUUGCACCCUGGGAACAAAUGAUGAAACCUCUGAUAGGAAAUAGUGGAGGGUCAUACUUUAUAGAGGUUAGGAGCAGGUACAAAAAAACCUGCCAUGGAAGACCCCUUAAUGAGGGGAACAUUUAAGAGGGGGACACUCCUUAAUGAGGGGUACACCUCAUUAACUGGUUAGCUACCAUUAACCUGUGGGAGCGGCUGGGCGUUUCUUUCAUUAUGGCCACGUGCCGCUGGUAGCGCUAAUGUUUGUAUAUUACUAAAUCGAGUAAAAUAUUUAUAUUAUUCCGUUCCCGUUUUGCUUCAGGAUUUUAAUUUACCGACAAGAUGUUUAUAUUCGAACCGCAUGCUAUCGGCAGAAUGUUUUAAAAAACGAAAAGUUAAUUAAUUUUGAUUUAAUUUCCAAGCUAGUUACAAAAUUGUACUACUUGUUUACGGUGGCAACAAGGGUCAGGGUUACUAGAGGCAUAUAAGUGAUUGGAAUUGUAAAUAUUAUUCAAUUUCUGUGUUUUUUGGUGAAUUUUUCUUAUUAUUGGAUAUACUAUUUGGAAACCAACAAAUAAAAGGCUGUAAAUGAUUUUGAAAUUUAAAAUUUACACUAAGUUGGGACAUUUAUAUAUUUUUAAAAAAAAUUUCUAUUGUAAAUACUAAUUUAACAAUUAAUAAUUUCCCAAUUAAACUUAACUUUAAAAAUGUUUUAAGUUUAACUUUUGGACAAUUCAAUUACCUACAAAAUGGUUUAUUAAUAAUUAGAAUAUCUUUAAAAUUAAGAAAACUGCAGCUGAAUUUGUACAUACACCUAAAAUGAGAAAAUUUUACCUAAUUAUUUUUCGGCUACAGCGGGUUUUCAAUCUGGUAGCUUAUCAGUUAAUUAGUGGAAAACCCCAUUAGUGCUAUGUAUCAUUAUCUCAUUUGGUUAUUUCAUAUCCUCAUUAGAACCAGUAUCUUUGCAAAUGAGAGGCUCACCAUUCCACCUCAUGGCCUAGUGCUAUUUAUGGAAAAAAGAACGCAUUGACAAUAAGGGACAAAACUUUCAUUAAAUUAAAUGAAAGUAACAGUUAUCUGUGUUGAUAUUUAAUAUGUUUCCAUAGUGUGUCUAUUGUAUUGUAAUUAUUCUAUUAUCAGAUGUAAUGUAUUGAAAUGGUCGUCAAGCAGGCCGGUGUGUUUUCCGUGUGUUUCUUGCUAUAUUUAAUCCAUAAGAAAAAUUUGUUAUAUUUCAGUGUCCAAACAGAUUUCAAAAGGCGAGCCUUCAAAGCCAUUGAUGUCAAUGUCACUCCAUUUUUAUUCAUUCACACAACCAACAGAUGGCUAGGGAUACGCUUAGUAAGUCACAUGUUGUACUGCUAAGUUGUGUUUGCCAUUUGUUAUCUAAUGUGUGAGUGUGACACGUAGUACAGACCUGUUUACUCUUAUGAUUUUGGCGUACAAUGUACGAUUUUGAGGUGUAUACAUUAUAUAUACUGUAUGUUUAUUUUUACUACUAAGAUAAUGUAUUGAACGAUUUUGUGAUGAUAUUGUACGAUUUUAAGAGUUUGAGGGUUAACAGUUCUGGUAGUAUGUUGUAGGCCUAUAUGACAUAUAUAUUGUGUGACACGUGCUAUUCUAAAUAUAUCAAAUGUUAAAUGGAUUAGACCUAAAGCUAAAGCAGACCUGGUUCCUCUUUGAAUUUUGGCAUACAAUGAAUGAUUUUGAGAUGUCACUAUAUGUUGUACGCCUAGACCUAUCAGAGCUACAAUUUUAAGAGAGCACUUUGAAAAAAAUAUAUUCCGGUAUUUUUUCUGAUUACAAAAAAAGGAAAAACAUUUUCGGUUGUUAGUUUUUGCUUCUUCCUAAAUCCGGUGGUGAAUGGACCAAUAAAUACUAUUGGUUGGGGACCAUCCUUAAUUAAAUUAUGUGCGUAUUGACAAGGGAAGGGAGGGAUGGUGCUGAUUUAGGAUUAUGUGUGUGCAUGGUGAAGGGAAGGGAGGGAUGGUGCUGAUUUAGGAUUAUGUGUGUGCAUGGUGGGUUGGGGGGGGGGGGAGUUGCCAAAAUAUUUUUCAAGGCAAUAAAAUAACACCACCUUGUUUCAUAAUAAUAGUGAUGAUGAUCAUAAUAUAGUUGCUUUAUGUUUUCAAAUGAACAUGCCAGAUAUGGCAAACUGUGAUAUUUAGCUCAGUGGCAAGUUUAGUCAAGAUUAGCAUUUUUUUUUGCAUCUGUGCUGUAUGACAUAAUUAUUUCUUUUUUUCCGGCAUAGCCACAACCAUUGUGAUAAUGGAGAAAAAUAAUGAUUUUAAAAAUUCAUUUUUAACUGCUGGCCCAGCAGUGUUAGAUUUUCACAUGUUUUAUCAGCGUUAUAAGAUCUAGUUUGCUGCGCAGAAUUUGAAGUUUAGUUUUAGAAGUUACUAAGCAGGUUAUGCUUUUAAUACCUGAGUUUGGUUCCAGUAUUCCACUUCCCUUCUACCAAUACAGCUUGCCGUAAUUAACACAGGGGUCACCAAACUUUUUUCAUGGCGGGCUGGAUAGCAGAAAAAAUGACAAGCGCGGGCCGGAUAAUCAUUCUGUGCAAUACUUGCAAGCUAGAACGAAAGCUGUGGGGAUAAAAGAAGAAAAACUAAGUUUAGUAUUCCCUAUUAAUCAUGACACCACAAAUAAACACGAGAAGUUGUGAGAGAUUAGUAGACUCAUCCAGUGCCAGCCAUUAAUUCUACAGCAAGUUCCUAGCUUUCUCACGUAUCAGUAGCGUUAUGUUCUCUCCCUAUUCUUCUGUUCUCUGCACAGCUGAACUUGCUGAAAGGCUGUUAGUUCCAACCGCAGCGACUAUAUGUCCUUGUAUGUUUCCCUCAAGUUACUUGGAAAGUUUUUCAAAUGAUGUCAUUAUUUGUAAAUUAAAUCUUACUUAAAUACAUCUUGUUUUAUGCUGAUCUGACUUCGAGUUUGAACCACGUUAAAUUUCACCAGUUACUUUAUUUUUACCAGUGACAGCCUGUGAUAACGUUAUUUGUACGUGCACUCAAAAUAAAUUAAUAUCAAUAGCAAAUACAUGUCUGCUAAACAAAGUGACCACAGAUUGUAAUUGGAAACGUCUGUACGCUAUUUUUAGAAGUUUAACUUUUUUAACGCCAGCUUAACUCGAUUUCAAAUAGGCACUGUGAUUAAGUAUACUGUUUAUUUAUUUACUAUUAAUAAACCGUAUUGUAAGAUUCUGAGACGAUGUUGUAUGAUUUUAGGAGUUCAAGGGUAAACAGGUCUGCAAUAAACAAGAAAAUCUAGAUACAACAGUUUAAAAUUGAAAAUGGUAAAUUUAAGGUGCACGGCAGCUAGGAGGUCUCCGCACAUGUGAAGAUCUCCUAGUAUUCUAAACAUAAUUAUUGAAAUUUAAAUCAAAUCACAAGGUCGCGUGUUCCAUACCUUUUAUCAAGAAAUUUCAAAUAUCGUCGGCGGGCCGGAUGAACUGGUCUCAUGGCCUGAUAGACUGGCCUCACAGGCGGGAUCCAGCCCACGGGCCGUAGUUAGGUGAACCCUGUUUUAACAGAAUAAAUGGAAUACAAAUCAGACCCUAGGGCUGUAUGAAAGGGAGGCCGAGUUAAAUAUUGUGGCCCGCCGGAUGUAUAACAAAUGAACUUUUUUCUUCAUUCAAAUAGCAAUCACUUUGAUUCUUGGCAUAAAGCACAUUUGACAUAUUUAUAAAUCCUUUUUUUCUAAUGUUAUGUUCUAUUUUGGUUUCCUGGGCCCUUUUUUUUUGGACUGAUUUUUAAAAAAAGGAUUGAAAUAAGUAAUCUUAAUUAAUUAAACAACCCAUAAAAACAAAGUUUUUCAUACAAAUCCUUUAUAAAAUGUAAUAUCAAGCAAUGGUGGGGUGAGGCUGAAAAUUUUACAAAACAUGCAUUCAAGGGUUGGAGGAGUGGGGGUGGAGCUGAAAAUUUGUUAAAUGUUUUUUCAUCAGCGAGGUCUUUAUGUGAAGCUUUAGGUGGACAGAUAGACGGGAAGUGGGUCAAUUAGUCAUCCAAAAAUUUUGCCACACACCCAGCCAUAAAGAAACGCACAAACAAAAGUGAAGUUAAUAUAGAGGAUUUAAAAAUGAUAAAAAAAUUAUAUUAUUUAGUAACUACUAAAAUAAAACAUGUUUAUAAGCACAGGUAGGUAAAAGAAAUUAAUUAUCCACAAGCAUAUCUUCAAUUUUUCUCCAAUUUAAUUGUAGAAUGAUGCAAUCUGUAAAUAGAUUUCUAGGGAGGCCCCCUUGGCCCCCUACUUUUGAUCAUGUGACUUUGGUGGGCAUCCCUGAUUUCCUCUUCACCGCCCCCAUUUGGUGACCCCCCAUUUUGGUGUAUCAAAGUGGCUGUGAUAAGCACCUUUUGUAUUUGCAAUUAAAUAAUAAAGCACUGUAUAUAAAUAUAUAUAAACAUCAGUCAUCUACUUGAAGAAGUGACCAUUUUUACACAUUUACUGUCUGUAGGUAUUGUUAACAUUAUAUUUAUACACGAUUUGUUUAUUUACUUUAGCAAAGCAGUUUUUGUAAGAUUAUGAAGUGGUAAAGUACUAUUUUUAAACUAUGUUGUACUAUUUUGGGAAUUCCAAGGUACUCAGGUCUGCUAACGCAAUAUCAUGCAUCAAAUUUUUAGAUUAAAUGUAUUUAAAAAUAACCUUUUUGUUCAUAAUUUAAAAAAAGUUCAUGUUUUAACAAUAUUAUUUCAUAUCUUGCCAGGAUUACAUGAGCUGCCUGUUAGUUUUUAUUUCAUCUGUUGCCAGUUUAAGCUCAGGACUCCAUGGCCUAGCCAAUCCAGCAUUUAUUGGGCUAUGCAUAACUUACACACUCAUGGUAAAUUUUCUGUACACAACCAACAUGUAUAUAUGAGAAAUGAACAAAAAUGUGUCUAGCCCAAAGUGCAGAUUUUGAUAUCUUAAAUUUUGUUUAAGCCAGUGUCUAGUUGAAAUAUUCAGUGUUUUUGUAUGCCAAUUUUCUUAAUGUUAUGACUACUGAUAAUCUUAAAUCAAAAGUUCAAAAACUUCAUUCAAAGCAAUAAAAAAAUUGUCAAUGCUCAAAUUUUAUUUACUUUCAUCUUCUUUCCUAAGGGUUAAAUCACCCAAUUCAAAAAAGAGUUAUCUCCCUCCUUUCACAACAGUAUUAUUAUUUGUUUGUUCUCCAUAUACCUCUCUUAGGUAUCAGGUCAACUGAACUGGAUAGUGAGGAUAUCCACGGAAGUAGAGAUGGGCAUGAAUGCAGUAGAGAGGGUGCUGGAGUACACAGACAUGGAGGUGGAGGUUACGGUGUCAUCUGCUGGUAAAGUCAGACAAAGUCUUUUUUAUGUCCAUAAGAAGUUUUGUUACUUUUAUACAGAAAAGAAGGUAACUUAAAAGGUAACUUAAAGUGGCCAUUCGGUCCCAAAAUAUUAGUCUCCAUUGUACUCUGUUCCCUCAGGCUCUGUCUCAGUCCCUGAGUCCUGGCCCAGUGUUGGCAGAGUAGAAUUUAUUGAUGUCACCCUGAGCUAUGCCUCGGAUCUGGAGCCAGUGCUUCACACUGCAUCAUUUGUUAUAGAAGGAGGAGAAAAGGUAGUUUUUAAUUAUAGAAGCUUUAUUUUUAUCUUUGUAUUAUACAAAUUUCUUGUUUUGAUUUGAGAAUUUAAAUCAUUAAUAAAAGAGCUUUAAGCAUUUUUCUCCAUAUUUUUUUCUUUUCAAGAUUGGAAUUUGUGGUCGAACAGGAAGUGGAAAAUCUUCCACUAUCCUAGCCCUUUUUCGUCUGUUGGAGAUUGUGGAAGGCACAGUGUUUAUUGACUCCCUUGAUAUAUCUAGAGUAGACCUUGUCACAUUGAGGUCAAGACUGGCCAUCAUACCACAGGAUCCUGUUUUAUUCACUGGGACUCUUAGGUCAGUACAAUAUUUGGGACCAUUAGUACAAUUUUAUUAUAAACUCAUAACUCCAAAAUUUUUUAGAAUUCUUAUUCCUUUAUGUCUGUCAAGAAAAAUCAUCAAAAAAAUAAUGGCAUGUGUGUAUAUUUAUUAUUCAUUUAUCGAGAGAAUUUAUCUAAAACAGAUAACUUGACGAUGGCCUUUUAGUGUAAUUUAUGAAAUAAAAAUGAUGGAUUUAAGUAUCAAUAAUAAUUAAGUUAUGAGAACAAAUCUGGAAUUUUUAGUUUUUGCUUUAUAUGAUGGCAUGGAUAAUGAAUAGUUGGCAAUAUCAAACCACCUUCAGAAAUUAAAGUAAUUGCUGGUAAUCUGUAGUUGUCCCUCCUUAGAUACGGUUGUCUAUGAAAACAAAACUUUCUAAAUAUAUUUCAUAUCAAUAUGGAUAAAAACCAAAGCUGUCGUGUGGGCCCUGCAAACCCUUAUGAAAAAAAGUAAAAUUAAACUACCAAUAUUGAAAGCAGGGGUGCAAACCGAAAAGUGGCACAGGGCCUUCAAAAGUCACUCAAGGGCCCUGAAUGCAAAUGGCUGGUGGCAACCCAUGCAUAUCAUUGAACUAGACUCGAUGGAAUCAAAUCUCUGUGAAUUACAUUAAUCUUUUAGUUUUACAGCAAUCCUGACUUCUCUACAGGUUUAAUCUUGACCCAAAUGAUGUCAAGUCUGAUGAGAAACUAUGGUCUGCAUUGGAAGCAGUACAGAUGAAAGACAUGGUCUUAGCAUUACCAGAGCAGCUAGGUAAAUGUCCAGUAGAGCAGUAUUAUUUUCAAGGAAAUUCAAUGAUGUAUGUGUUUUAGACAACAUAAGCUAAAUUUCAGGAUUCAUUAUUUAACUCCUAAAGACUUGAUUGGUUCAUUUUUGCCACACCACCACAUGUUCAAUUGUUAUCUAGUAUCCCCAACCCCAAAGAAAUCUAUUUGCUGCUGACAAUGUGACUGGUUUGUGUGCUCAUUUGGUGUCACAGUUUCCCUCACAUGCUUGAGUUUGUCAGCACCACAAAUGCUGCAGCAGAAAACUUGUAUGAGCAUUGCGGUCAUGUCGACUUGCCUUUGACUUGGGGAAGUUGACGCAUGUACUCGCUAGGGAUGGAAAAAUAUUUAUUAUGAUACUUAUUGCUGUUGUCCAUUGUUUAUGUUCAUAAAAAAAAAAAUGGUUCAUUCUGACAGAUGCAGAAGUUGUUGAAGGGGGAGAAAACUUCAGUGUUGGCCAGAGACAGGUGAGUUCAUUCCUCCUGGUUCAAAGCUGUAUAAAUUAAUUUGAAAAAGUGUUGCAUUUCCAGUUGACAAUAUUUAUUUUAAUUUAGACAAGGGCAUAAUUAUUUCAUUGUUACUAUAAUGAUUUCCCUUACAUUUUUGUUUAUAUUGUACCCUGUGUUGCACCAACAUGAUCCAGCAUAACAUACUUCAACCAGCUAUUUUUUUUUUAUUUGGUCAGCAUCAAUAUUGCUUUGGUUUCUAGCACAGGUGGUAGAGUUGUUUUUUUUACUCAAGGUUUUCAUCCUCUCCUAGGAUACUUACCUUGUUCAGGUGGCAAGUCCAUUUCACCUGGUCAUUGUGUCACAUCAAUGGAUGAAACUCCGGGUGCACUUGAACCUAUGAUCUCCUAAUUUAUGAUUUGAAAAACAAAAUUUUUACAGUUGCAUGUCUGUAUUAACAACUCAACCUUUUUUUAAAAUAAUAGGAAUAAGGCAGUGGUUCCCAAACUUUUUGACUCGCAGAACCCUUUUUAGAAUCGUGGGGGGGGGGGGGGGGGGGGGGGGGGGGGGGGGUGGCUCUUAAGCCUACCCUAUGUCUGACAAGAAAAUGGUGUUUAUUUUAUUUCCUGGAGCAGUCGUGGAGCCCCAAAGAAGUGUGCUCAGGGCUCCACGUAGAGCACAUUGGAAACCACUGGAAUAAGGUACAUUUACUGUCAACUUAAAUGCUGAUCUAAGUUUCACAGUCAUGUCUAAUGAAACAGAAGAGACUCACAAUUAAGCAUUAUGACAUUCCCACCCCCAUCAGCUGAUCUGCAUGGCCCGUGCAUUUCUACGAGAUUCCAAGAUCAUUGUGCUGGAUGAGGCCACCGCGUCCAUCGAUUUGGAGACUGAUGCCAAAAUUCAGGAUAUCAUACAUCACGCAGCACAGGAGCAUAAAACCAUCAUCACCAUAGCCGUAAGUUGUCUUUUUGCAAAAAAGUUUUGUACGAAGUGUAGCCGUUCAGAAAGCAGAACAAAAAGCCUGUGUAAGGGUAGCCAUAAAAAGGUUUUAUGAAAUUUUACAAAUUGAAUGCUUAUUUUAUUACUCUUGCUUGUUCACAAUUUAAUUUUGUUUUUGAAGAAGAAUUGGGGUGGGCAAAAUAUCUUUUCAGUUUUUAAAAGAUAUUGGGAGGGGGGGGGGAUGUUUUUAAAAAAAAAAGUGGGGUGGGGGGGAUGAUAAAUCUUUGUGUAGUUAAUUUUAUUAAACAAGCUGGGUCUGUCCAACCUUCUCAAUCCGUGUAAGACUAGGCUUGAUAUUAAAAUGGAAGAACAUGUAGAGGCAGGCUGGGUCAUUUAUUAAACAAGAUGGGUCUGUCCAACCUUCUCAAUCCGUGUAAGACUAGGCUUGAUAUUAAAAUGGAAGAACAUGUAGAGGCAGGCUGGGUCAUUUUCACUCUCAAUGAUUAGCAGGAACAAGUUAAAAUAAUGUGGGUGGACUUGGUUUUUGAAUGAGUCAGUGGAUCCUUGAAUGUCUUUGUGUUACAGUUGUAGUGUAUUACUGUCUUUGUGUUACAGUCAUAGUGUAUUACUGUCUUUGUGUUACAGUCAUAGUGUAUUACUGUCUUUGUGUUACAGUCAUAGUGUAUUACUGUCUUUGUGUUACAGUCGUAGUGUAUUACUAUCUUUGUGUUACAGUCGUAGUGUACUACUAUCUUUGUGUUACGGUGUUAUUGUGUCAUAUGAAUUGAUUUAAAUAAGAGACAUUUUUUUACAUUUAUCCAUUUGCUAAUUGGUACAGCUCUGUUACCUUGUUUCAGCAUCGCCUGUCCACAAUCAUGAAUUAUGAUAAGGUAAUGGUUCUUGAGUACGGGGAGCUAAAAGAGUUUGCUCCCCCUAGUCAGCUUGCAGCAGAUGAUCUGAGUGUCUUCUACAGUCUGCUACAUGGGACUUCAGACCAAGACAACAAGUAA
Molecule: messenger RNA, 20489 nt
Organism: Lymnaea stagnalis (great pond snail)
Lineage: Eukaryota; Metazoa; Mollusca; Gastropoda; Lymnaeidae
Source: the annotation of a GenBank genome assembly